Protobothrops mucrosquamatus (brown spotted pit viper) is the source of this 2096-nucleotide messenger RNA. It is a transcript of the gene SLC6A9, whose product is annotated as solute carrier family 6 member 9. The coding region runs from base 195 to 1907 and encodes 570 amino acids. The transcript is spliced from 13 exons. Gene Ontology annotation, cellular component: membrane. Gene Ontology annotation, biological process: sodium ion transmembrane transport; synaptic transmission, glycinergic; glycine import across plasma membrane. Gene Ontology annotation, molecular function: glycine:sodium symporter activity. Lineage: Eukaryota; Metazoa; Chordata; Lepidosauria; Squamata; Viperidae. The record is from RefSeq and is a predicted model, not a curated record.
UGGCAGAAAAAUGCAGUGAGGGGUUACUGAAUGGGGCUGUGCCUGGUGAAACAGGUAAGCGAGAUGAGAACGUCAGACGAGGCAACUGGGGCAACCAGAUUGAAUUUGUUCUCACGAGUGUUGGCUAUGCUGUUGGGCUUGGCAACGUGUGGCGCUUCCCUUACCUCUGCUACCGCAAUGGAGGAGGUGCUUUUAUGUUCCCCUAUUUCAUCAUGUUGGUGUUCUGUGGGAUCCCCCUGUUUUUCUUGGAACUCUCUUUUGGACAAUUCGCUAGUCAGGGCUGCUUGGGCGUCUGGAAGAUCAGCCCCAUGUUCAAAGGUGUUGGCUAUGGUAUGAUGGUUGUCUCCAGCUACAUUGGAAUCUAUUACAAUGUUGUGAUCUGUAUCGCCUUCUAUUAUUUCUUCUCAUCAAUGACACGGGUGCUACCCUGGACAUACUGUAAUAAUUUUUGGAAUACAGGAAAUUGUACCAGUGUGUUGGAUGUUACCAACAGCUCAGUGGAUUCAUCACUCAACAUCACAAAUAUCUUCAACCAGACUCUGAAGCGCACUAGCCCCAGUGAGGAAUACUGGAGGCGGUAUGUAUUGAAGCUGUCUAAUGACAUCGGGAAUCUGGGUGAAGUUCGGCUUCCCCUGCUGGGCUGUUUGGGCGUCUCUUGGAUUGUCGUCUUCCUCUGCCUCAUCAAGAGUGUGAAGUCCUCAGGAAAAGUGGUAUAUUUCACAGCAACGUUCCCGUACUUGGUGCUGACAAUCUUAUUUGUGCGGGGAAUCACUCUUGACGGGGCAGUUAGUGGCAUCCUGUACUAUCUGACACCACAGUGGGACAAAAUCAUUGACGCAAAGGUAUGGGGCGAUGCUGCCUCCCAAAUCUUCUAUUCUUUGGGCUGUGCCUGGGGGGGACUUAUCACCAUGGCAUCAUAUAACAAGUUUCACAACAACUGCUACAGAGACAGCAUCAUCAUCAGCAUCACCAACUGUGCUACCAGUGUCUACGCAGGUUUUGUCAUCUUCUCUAUCCUCGGCUUCAUGGCUCAUCACCUGGGAGUGGAUGUUUCCAAGGUGGCCGACCAAGGCCCUGGCUUGGCAUUUGUGGCCUAUCCUGAGGCAUUGACACUCCUCCCCAUUUCUCCUCUUUGGUCUGUUCUCUUCUUUUUCAUGCUCAUCUUGCUGGGGCUGGGUACACAGUUCUGUCUCCUGGAAACUCUUGUCACAGCCAUUGUGGAUGAAGUGGGAAAUGAAUGGAUAUUGCGUCGGAAGACUUUUGUGACUCUAGGUGUGGCUGUGGUGGGCUUUCUGCUAGGUAUCCCACUCACCACACAGGCUGGUAUUUAUUGGUUAUCGCUGAUGGACAAUUAUGCAGCAAGUUUCUCACUUGUGGUUAUUUCAUGCAUCAUGUGUGUUGCCAUUAUGUAUGUCUAUGGGUACCGGAGCUAUUUCAAGGACAUUGAGAUGAUGCUGGGUUUUCCACCCCCCAUAUUUUUCCAGAUCUGUUGGAGGUUCAUCUCUCCAGUUAUCAUCUUUUUUAUCCUCAUAUUCACAGUGAUUCAGUAUGAACCAAUCACAUACAACACAUAUGUGUACCCGACCUGGGCCAUCGCCAUUGGUUUCUGUAUGGCACUCUCAUCGGUCAUCUGCAUCCCCAUCUACGCAGGCUACUAUAUUUUAUGCUCAGAAGGAGACACACUACUGCAGCGUUUGAAAAAUGCUACUCGGCCAAGCCGGGAAUGGGGCCCAGCGCUUGUUGAGCACAAGACAGGCCGCUACGCAACAGCAUUCAGCUCAACAGAAUCCCAGCUGGAGGUGCAGCUGCUGAACCCUGAGAAACCCAAAAGUGAUGAAGUUGGCAUGAUGGCUGCCAUCACCAUUGGAAGCAAUGGCUCAACCCACAGCCAAGACUCAAUGAUGUGAACCUUAGCCUGGGAGGCAGGGCAGGGAGCACUCCUUGCAUCAAUCCAUUCCCACCUGUCCUGGUUCUCUAAACCCUACUCUGCUCAGAUAUACUAAAGUACCCCCCACUGGGUGGGGGACCCCUGGCUCCCAGGCUGUGCUGGACUCUGGGGGAGGGGGCUAUGAGUUCCCACCCCACCCACCUCAUUA